AUGACUUCGAUCCGGAAGUGGACAACGGCAGCUCUUGGCGCACGUCCCCUCAAUAAUGGCAUUGGGAACCAUGGGUUUGCAGGACCAGACUCAAUGUCAAACCUUGGGACGCCCCAAGCUGGAUAUCUGAGAAGAUGUCCACACCAUUCACCCAACUGUGCUUGGGGAGAUAUGAAUGUUACCAAUACCAACCCCUAUGCAUCCCGGCCGGAUACGGGGGUGACUCGAACCUAUGAUCUCACUGUCUCGAGGGAGACAGCUGCCCCUGACGGAGUUGAAGCAGAACUUCUCCUUGUCAACUCACAGUUUCCGGGGCCUGUGGUCGAGUGCGAUUGGGGAGAUUGGUUUGAAAUUACGGUCCAUAAUAACAUCUCGGAUGAGGGUACCGCAAUACACUGGCAUGGGAAUCUACAGAAGGAGACCCCUUGGAUGGACGGCGUACCAGGUAUCGCUCAAUGCCCGAUAGCACCAGGUUCUUCAUAUACAUAUCUCUUCAAGCCAGACCUGUAUGGCACUGGCUGGUAUCACUCUCACUACGAAGCGCAAGCAGUGAGCGGCUUCUCCGGGCCCAUGAUAGUUCAUGGUCCAAGUCAUGUCGACUACGACAUUGACCUAGGUCCAGUUACCAUCUCAGACUACUUCCACACAUAUUAUGAUACCAUUACCCAAGGGUUUCUGGAUAAUAAAGUCGAGGUCACCCUCUCCGAUAACAACUUGAUCAAUGGCAAGAACUCCUACAAUAAUAAUGGAGCCCCUCUUGCGUCGUUCAACUUCACAUCGGGUAAAACGCAUCGCUUACGGCUAAUCAACACAUCGGCGUUCGCUGUACAGAAAGUAUCAAUUGACGGCUAUGACCUAACGGUCAUCGCCAAUGACUUCGUACCAAUCGAGCCAUAUACAACCGACGUAGUGACAAUCGCGGCCGGCCAACGCUCGGAUAUCUUGGUCGAUGCAACGGGGGAUCCGACCGACUCGAUGUGGCUCCGAGCAUAUAAACCACCGAAUUGUUCACCAGGGAAGGAUGGCUCGUAUCUAGUGACAGCGGCGAUAUUCUACGAGAACGCAGAUCGCACACAAGCCCCGACAAGCCAACCGCAGGCGAAUGCAUACGAUAAUUACUGCGGUAAUGAUCCCCUGUGGCAGACCGUACCGGCUUAUCCCCUCACGCCGGACGAACCAAGUGUAACAGAGAUCCUCCCGGUUGAGUUGCGUCCAAACGGGUCGUCUAACUUAUGGUAUAUGGCAAAUCGUACAUUUCGAGUUGACUAUAAUGACCCUCAGCUUCUGAAUGCCAAUGCUGGAAAUUUCAAAUUCCCUCAUAUUCAGAACGUGCAUAACUACGGCAGUAACUCGUCACUUCGCUUCAUAAUCCAGAAUACGGGGUUUCAGCCGCACCCGGUGCAUCUGCAUGGACACAAUUUCAUGGUGCUCCAGGAGGGGCCCUGCGCUGAUAACAAGACGGUGUUUCCGCAGGGCCAACCGGAAUCUUCAAAUGUGUACUCUCCGGGCGAGGCUUCUGAUCAUUUCGGUGGGAGACCAGGAGGUGGGCCAAGUGGUCCAGGCGGUCCAAGUGGCCCGCCACAUCAGCGUAGCAUCAACACCACCACAGCCGAGGAAGAUCUCAUACGGCGGACUAUUGAUUGGUCAAAAGCUGAGAUGAUUGGUGAUUACGGAUCGUGCUGGGAUGGCACCAUCGUGAACCCGGAGAAUCCUCAACGCCGCGAUGUGCAGAUGUUGUUACCCGGUCACUACAUCGUGUUACAAUGGGAGCAAGACAACCCAGGGAUCUGGCCCCUCCACUGUCACAUCGCUUGGCACCUUUCUGGUGGUAUGGGAUGGAUGAUCUUGGAACGCCCCGAUGACUUCUACAAUAACGCAAAUAUUAGCGACGCCAUGUCACAGACCUGUAAUGACUGGCAUGCUUGGUCCAGUAAUAACGUUAUUGAUCAAAUCGAUGGCGGUUUAUGAGGCGGUGUGAACAAUCGAUGAUGUAUUUCUGAAGUUCAAAUUGAUACAUCAGUUUCAGUUUCAAUAUAAUUUGACGCUUUCUAAUAAAACGGCUUGUACUCGGAAAAGCACGUUUAUAGGCGGAAGUAAGCAGCUGAAAGGGAUCAGUUCAAGUGCCCACCGUGCGAUCGGUACGAGAUAAACUGUCCAGAUAGGACUAUGUGAUAGGCUUAAGAAUUUUGGUAACGCAGUGGAAUACAGUCUGUAUAACAUGGCCGGUACUUGAGCUGACACCCGGGUGGCUGGAUAUCGCCCCCCACGGUACCACCACACUCACACCAACGCUGUGGGAUUUUUUAACAUCCAACGAUUUAUUAGCCUUUAACAAUCUUGUAGUUUCCAGCGAUGAUCACCGCCGAUGAAGCCAAAAGGAAUCAUGAGGUACAAUCGUUCGCGUCAGCGUCAGGUUCGGGCUUGAGACUUCAUGCAGGUGGCCGAGGCAAUAGUCGUAAAAAGCAACCAACAAGGACAUAGCCCACCCGCCACCAAUGGAGUUCCAGACUCACCGAAAUUAAAAAUCCCCUUAGAAGAUCAUGGUAGUAAAACAAGAUAGCGGUAGGAAUAGAUACUCCGAAAGGAUUGGUAUUACGUUCGGCAUUUACUCAGGAUAG
This is a messenger RNA of Hypoxylon trugodes, 2618 nucleotides long. Its product is annotated as putative multicopper oxidase. The transcript is spliced from 5 exons. The record is from RefSeq and is a predicted model, not a curated record. Gene Ontology annotation, molecular function: copper ion binding; oxidoreductase activity. Bases 1 to 1968 code for a protein of 655 amino acids. Lineage: Eukaryota; Fungi; Ascomycota; Sordariomycetes; Xylariales; Hypoxylaceae.